This is a messenger RNA of Bombyx mori (domestic silkworm), 5535 nucleotides long. RefSeq names its product D-glucuronyl C5-epimerase (gene Hsepi). Gene Ontology annotation, cellular component: Golgi apparatus. Gene Ontology annotation, biological process: heparan sulfate proteoglycan biosynthetic process. Gene Ontology annotation, molecular function: heparosan-N-sulfate-glucuronate 5-epimerase activity. Bases 214 to 1893 code for a protein of 559 amino acids. The record is from RefSeq and is a predicted model, not a curated record. Lineage: Eukaryota; Metazoa; Arthropoda; Insecta; Lepidoptera; Bombycidae. The transcript is spliced from 8 exons.
GAAUGUCAGUUGUCAAAAGUCAGCUGAGAGUAGGUGCUUUCGUGCUUGUCCUAAAACUUUGUAAAUGUAAAUAUUAAUUUAAAAACACAGCCACAGAGUGUACAUUAUUCAUUGGUUGUAUAUUCGAGAUGUGGAAGUGAUGUUGUUUAGAGUGUGCAUUUGAUGCAACGAUCGGACGGAUGGAAAAUCAUUUUUUGAUACAAAGUGGCAGGCAUGAUGCUGGUGCGUAUGAACAUGAAGACAGUGCUGGGCGCUCUCUGCGUCGCAGUACUGCUCUUCACUCUAUUCUGGGGACACUGUGGUGAUUUCUCUAGAAGACCUUUAGGUUCAGUUCUGUCUGAGCAUGGUCACGGUGCAGAUGACAUUGAAUGCAUAAUUAACGGAGAGUAUUCAGUGUCAUGUCGGCGGGAUCGCGAGAGAGACGACGUAUAUGUGCCUUUCUCACUUGUACAUAAGUAUUUUGAGAUAUACGGUAAGAUAACUACAACGGACGGCGUUGAAAAAUUCGAAUGGUCGCAUAGUUACGGCAAGAUAUACCAUCCUAAGAAGAAAUACGACCCGCGCGGCACAUUCACCACGUUUGAGAACUACAACGUUGAAGUACGUGACAGAGUGAAAUGCAUCAGCGGGAUCGAAGGAGUGCCGAUCUCUACUCAAUGGGACCCCAAGGGUUUCUUUUACCCCACCCAAAUAGCCCAGUUCGGUCUGGCCCACUACAGUAAGUUCCUGACCGAAGCCGAACCGAGACGGAGGAUCAUCGAUGAUGGCGAGAAACAUAUAGAGAAUUGGAUCGUCAGCAAAGAUGCCUUUAUGGUCAGGGAGUAUGACUCAGAAUCACAAACAAAUAUUCUAAGGUUUUCUACGUCAGACCACGUGUCGAGUCAAGUGUGGCUGAAAGUGAACAUUAGUCAGGAUUUCGUGCUGAGUGCCGAUGUGAUGAUGAAGCCCAACUCCUCGAUGACAGUUGUACUGCAGAAUAAGGAAAAGAAGGAAACCGUUUAUCUCCACUAUGUUGCGAGUACACAGCUUAUUUAUGCUCAAGAUGAUCACAUUUACUACGGCAUCGGCGUGGAACAGAAAUGGAGGAAGAUAACGAGAGAUCUCAUAAUCGACAUGCAGAAGGGUUGGAUCUUACAGGAUAGACCCAAACGGAGGUCUCCUAGGAAUAAAUUUAAGAUAUCAAGUGUAAUACUGAGCGGCACGGGCGGGCUGGACAACGUGACGGUGUCGUCCAGCGAGCACAUGGCGCAGUUCUACGCGGCGGCGAGCUGGCUGGUGCGGGCGCAGCGCGGGCGCGGCGGCUGGCCCGUGCCGGCGCGCCGCCGGGUGGCCGCCGGGGUCGCCGACCUCGCGCCCGGAUGGUACUCCGCGAUGAGCCAGGGCCACGCCAUCUCGGUGCUGGCGCGCGCGUACUCCCGCAGCGGUGACGUCACGUACCUGCAGGCCGCCCGCCGCGCGCUCUACGUGCUGGACGUGCCGAGCCACGCCGGUGGGGUCAAGGCCCUGUGGAUGGACAAGUUUGUUUGGUACGAAGAAUACCCAACGAAGCCUCCGCUUUUCGUUCUAAACGGCUUCAUCUACACGCUCCUCGGUCUCUACGACCUGCACGUCAUUGAAGGUGAGAACUCCAUGUCUCUAGCCAAGAAGAUGUUUGACGACGGAAUGACGUCACUCAAAACUCUAUUACCACUGUUCGACACCGGCAGCGGAAGCUUCUACGACCUGAGGCAUUUCACGUUGGGAGUCAGCCCCAAUAUAGCCAGGUGGGACUACCACGCCACCCACGUUAACCAGCUUUACCUUUUAGCUGGAUUGGACGAUGAUCCUAUACUACUGAACACGGCCAAAAGAUGGGAGGGAUACAUGCAAGGUAAAAGAGCAGCGCAUAACUGAAAUGUGGGUAGUUCUCUGGAUAAUUUUGUGGUGACCUUGUCUGUUUGAGCGGCGAGACUCAAUGAUUCUCGACUUUAAAGCCUUCGCAAUAAGGGCUCUUUCAGGUCUGAGGUUAUGCGAGAGGCCGUGACAAGUCAAAUUAGGGUGUACAGACGGUAUACCCAAAAAUCAAUAUUUUUGUAAGACUCAAUGUGCGAUAACAAUAAAAGGCGGUUUCAAAGACAUGGAAUGAUAUAAUUUAAUUUAAUUUAACUAUUUAUUAAGCACUUAUAUAUUGCCAAUAAAUAUUCGGUCUGGGUUUUAGUAUUAAGUUUUAUCAUAUCAAAAUGUAGCAUUCCAUUCAUAUUUGUUAACAGUAUUCGACAUUAAUAAUUUACCAUUUAUUUUAUUUAGUAAAUAUAAGAAGAACAACAGUAGAAUAACAAAAAAAUGUUGCCAGGUUACAGGUGUUAACAAAAUAUUUUAAAUUAGCAACAUUUGCGAUUUGAAAAUAUAAUGGCUCGACUGGACAAACCAAAUUCUUGAUGAAGCAUUCAUGAUCAUGAUCAUUCAUGAUCUCAUUUCGAAUAAACAUAUAGUUUUCAAACGAAAAAAGUGUCCUAAAUAUAAUUUUUUUUUACUGUGAAACUUAUGUGUCUUGAUAAUAUAUAUCUACCUUCCGUCGCUGCGGUUAUGUAGUCUAAUAUUUGAGUGACACUGAACCUUUUAAAAUGAAUUUUAGGCUUUACGUCACACGAAUAGCAUGGACACCGGUUCCCAAAUCUAUUAGCGUGGCAAUAAUAAUUUAUGUCGCUAUUAAGCUACAUUUUGAUGACCGCAUUAUAUAUCGCACCUUUAAAGUUGAAGUGGCUUAACUAAACAAUUUUAAGAAAACGAGUUUUAUACUUCGAACGACUUAUAGACAUGUAUUCUAACAGCUUAUAAAAUUAAACUGUCUCUUUUAGUUAAAAAAAGGACAAACAUACUCUUUCCGUCUCUUUUAAAUCAACCGCAUACCUUAAGUAUUAAAAUCAAAAAACAAAAAAGUCGCAAUUCUUUAUUUUUUUGAGUUUAUCAAAAAAUAAGAUUUUUUGAUUAAGCCACUUCCAAUUCUAAAGGUGCGAAUUAUUAUAAAAUCAGUUUAAUAAAAAUACUUUUAUAAAACCUUCUUGCCUCGUGUUAACGAAUAGUUUUGGAGUGACCAAAUUGCGUGAGUGAAGACUUAAGCGUUGUUGCCAAAAGUGUACGGUAGAGGGCGAUCGAUCGAUGCACGCGCGUACCUUUGUAUUUUUAACUUAGUCGUUAAUUUCGCGAAUGCCUUCAAAAUUGUCGAAGUUCUGAUACGUUCAGAAUCUCGGGUAACAUCAAAAUUGACUCCAAAAUCAUCAAUGACUUUCCAUGAUUAUUUUUUUCUCAAAAGAGCUUGGAAUGGAGUAGUAGUUAAUCUAAAAAUAAUUAUUUCAUUUUAGUUGGAAUAAAUUGAUCUGCCUGGUGAAUGCAGUAGCAAAGGAAUUUAUAGUAUACACAAUAAUCUGUGCUUAGUGCGAGUUUUUUAACGUUCUCGAUAUCGUAAAAGUUAACUCAAGUUUGUAUGCAGUUGGAACAGCGCCCCUAGCGGCAAACGCAGGCAAGCGUUCCAACUCCAUACAAAUUAGAGUUAACCUUUACGCUAUCGACAAAUUAAAAAAAAUCGCACUAAGCACACUGAUUGAGUACUACGAGUAUACUAGUACUAUUACUGUCUACUAUAAACACAAAGUAUUUAGUAUUGUUGAUAAUAAGUAGCCUUGUAGUCCCGUCGUGGGUAGAUGCAGGUAUAUAUUAGUGGUGCUAGAACCUCUUCUGAGUCCGCACGGGUAGGUACCACCGCCCUGCCUAUUUCUGCCGUGAAGCAGUAAUGCGUUUCGGUUUGAAGGGUGGGGCAGCCGUUGUAACUGUACUUGAGAACUUGGAACUUAUAUGUCAAGGUGAGAGGCGCAUUUACGUUGUAGAUGUCUAUGGGCUCCAGUAACCGCUUAACACCAGGUAGGCUGUGAGCUCGUCUACCCAUCUAAGCAAUAAGAAAAAGGUAGGAUAUUAGGCAGGCUGCUUCUGAAGAAAUAUGCUCUUUAAAGAUGGUACCGAUUAAUUUUGACAUUAACCUCGGAUUCAUCAGUUCGUCAGAAUAUGUAGUUCAGAAUUAAAAGUAAUAUAUCUAAUAUAUUGCAAUCAAUUUGUUAUUCCGGUCGCUAGUGUUAUAUGAAAAUAUUCCAAAAUUUUGAUAAGUAUUACAGAAUUGUUCUGUUAUAUAUAUUUUACAUCAUAUCCAAUACCUUUUGAGUGUAUUUUUUUUCAAACUAAGUAUGAAAUUGUAUCACCCGGUAAUGACUUUUUCUAAAUGAUAGGUAUUUAUCGAAUUUGAGAUGUUAGCCAUAAAAGUUGCCGAUUUGUGUUAUGGUGAAGUUGGAAAAAAUCGUAUAAUUCAAUUCAUUUUGUUAAAAAAUCGUCAAUUAAUUAAUUAAUUAAAUAAUUCAUCAAGGUAAUGAACGUAUUACAACGGAUUGCAAAGAAAACUGUGUAAGACUGAUGAUACCAUGUGAAAAUUUUGACAUUAACGUGUGGAAAAUACGUAUCUCGUCACAUUUGCUUGUAGUGCCUUUAGAUUAGGACAUAGUCGGCACAGCUUUUACCGCAACUUGCACGUGGCUGUUUAGUAGUUAAUUUAAUGGCACAUCAAUGCGAUCUUGAUGGAUUUUACUAGCUCGCGAACACCCGGGCCACACUCUAUAAAACAAUGUUAAGAAACUUUGUGAGCCUAUUUAUGUUUAAUUUAUGAAAAUUUUGUAAAUAUUAUGUAUAUUAAAUUUACAUAGGUUCUUAAGAUGACCAAAUGCGACAGUACGACAGAUUUAUAAAAUCUAGUUGAUAACUUCUCCCAUUUGAUACAAGGGGGCGGGGGUGUUAAAAAUACUUAAAAAUAGUAACAUCGCAUUAUAGUUAUCAUUGUGAACUAGGGUAGUCAGCUGAGGUUGUUCAUAUUAUGAAAACUAGAAUAACGUAGCGUGAACGUGCUACGUAGAUAAGGGGUAAUUUACGUUAUUACGUUUUUAUCACAUAAUUCUCUUUACGAAUUUUCCAUGCAUUAUUGUCAGCCAUAUUGAUGUAAGUACUUACUUCGUAAUACCGCAACAUUUAACUUAAUAUAACCUAUUAGGUUAGGGCCUGCCGCUUAAGAGUCCUCGGUAGGAUGUAGCGGCUUGGUUGACCACGCUUUUUUUUCCUACCUAAGCUGAUAGCUGAUUAUUUCAGCGUAACCUUAGCUAGUAGGUGAGCUCACGGGGCUCAAACCGGAGUGAUGCUAACACUGACCCUAGCAAGAGCAGUGCUUCGCAGAAUCUACCAUCGGAUCGGAAACGCGACCCACUGAGAACAUCCGGCGAGAAUCUCAGUGGGCUGUGUCUGUGGGAUGACCGCUCACCAUCAGGUGGUCUGUACGCUCGUUUGUCUACGAAGCAAUAAAAAUUAGGAAUUCUUACAAUAUCAAAUUACCAUAUCAGUAUGUAAUUUUGUAUUUAGCAAAAUAUGUAACAUUUUACUUCUUUUUUUUAUUAGAUUUUAUAUAUUGUUUGGGAAAUAUAGGCUGUACGUUAUUAUAGGUAUUUUUAAAUAUUGCAACACUAAAAA